AUGUUGGUCCAAUGGCUCCAGAACCAGCCGGCGUUCACCCGCGCAUGGGUGGCGCUGAUCCUUGCCUGUGCCGUGCUUGUCCACUUCAAGCUCGUGCUGCCGGGGGUGCUUUUCUAUACGGGGUCGCGGGCGCCGAUCGAGGUGUGGCGGUUUAUCACCGGGUUCUGUAUCUUUGAAGGCAUCGGCGUGGGGCUUCUCUUCAAGUGCUACACGAUCUUGACGUGGGUGAAAAGCUACGAGGAGGAGUUCCUGGUUCCCUGGCUGCUCUUGCCGCGCCAAGUGGACCAUUUCAGCCCCCACCAGACCCAGGUGCUUCGCCGGCUCCUCGACGACAACCAGCUGAUCGAUUUCUACUGGUUCAUCAUCCAGGUGGCGUUCUCGAUCGUGAUCUUGCCGAUGAUGUUCCCCCUGCUCCGCAACUUCGAGCGCACCGGCUACGUGUUGGAGAGCAUUCUCCAGAACAUCUGCCACUGGCGCCACGCCGCCGACCUCUCGUUUGUGUUUGGCGUGUUCCCCGUGCGCCGCGGCAUGCUUCCGUUCAUGUUUACCGUGGCCAACGUCUUUCUCACCGGCGAGUUCACCCAGGGGGUCGCCGAGUUCGUCACGUCCCCGUGGAGCUGGGACACCUUCCGCGCGAUGUUCCCCGCCGACUGGCUCACCUACUUGGCCGUGGUGUACUUGCUUUCCCAUUUCUGGUGGUACACAAGACACUUCCUCCCCGAACAGACGUACAGCGUGCGCCCCUUGCUCCGCCAGAAGACGUUUGAACGCUACCGGAUGCUGGGCGAAGAGGGCAAUCGCCGGUUUAUCCGUAUGCUCUUGAUGCCGCCGUGGUACGCGGUGUUUAUCCCCCGUAUCGCCGCCAUGCCCCACCCGGUGGUGGUCGAGGCGGAAUUGGCUCACGAUGACGACAACACCAACCCUGCCGACACUGCCGACGCCGGAAGUGUCGAGACUGCCGGCGUCGGCGAUAAUGACGCCACCAAUGUUGGCAUUGCCGACGCCGAAGCCGCCGACGUGGCCCCUGCCGGUGACGACCACGGGUUUGCUGCCCACCCUGACCUCCACGAGCUCCGCCAGCGCCACCCGGCGUGGCAAUGA
Molecule: messenger RNA, 1101 nt
Organism: Diutina rugosa
Lineage: Eukaryota; Fungi; Ascomycota; Pichiomycetes; Serinales; Debaryomycetaceae
Exons: 1
Coding region: 1-1101 (366 amino acids)
Biological process (GO): endoplasmic reticulum unfolded protein response
Cellular component (GO): Hrd1p ubiquitin ligase ERAD-L complex; endoplasmic reticulum membrane
Molecular function (GO): misfolded protein binding; ubiquitin-specific protease binding
Source: RefSeq, a predicted model, not a curated record